AUGGCCUCUGCAGUGCCUACAGUAACCUUUGGCGACGCAUACUCGAGCCUCCAAGCCAACACCAUCAACGGCUCUGUCCACAUAGGACUCGACAACAGCCUCGGUCGUCUCCCGCAGGCUGCCGACGCGCCCUUUAACGCCUACGCGAAGCAGCAUGAGCCUGCCUGCCUCCCCGACACGCGCGUCGCGCUCCUGCGCGAGAUACACAGCUGGGUGGACGGCCAAGACGAGCGGCGCAUCUUCUGGCUGAGCGGGCUGGCGGGCACGGGCAAGUCGACAGUCGCCCGGACGGUGGCGCGCAGGUACCACGACAGGCAGCGUCUGGCAGCGAGCUUCUUCUUCUCGCGCGGCGGCGGCGACGUCGGCCAUGCAGGCAAGUUCGUGACGAGCAUCGCAGUGCAGCUCGCGCACAACGUGCCAGCGUUGCAGCAACACAUCAGCGACGCGGUCAAAGCGCGCAGCGACAUUGUCAGCCAGUCCCUGCGCGACCAGUGGCAGCACCUCGUCUGCGGCCCGCUGUCAAGGCUGCGCCAGCCGCAGCCAGGUCCAGGUCCAGUGCCAGAGACAUACAUGGUAGUCGUCGAUGCGCUCGACGAGUGCGACAAUGAGUACGACAUCCGCAUUGUCGUGCAGCUCCUGGCUGAGAUGCGGUCGUCGCUGACAGGAGUCCGGCUGCGGGUGUUCCUGACGAGCAGGCCAGAAGUGCCGAUCCGGCACGGGUUCGGGCAGAUGGCGGAUGCGGAGCACAAAGACGUUGUGCUACACAACAUAUCCCCGUCGAUUGUCGACCACGACAUAGCCACUUUCCUCGAGCACCACCUCAGGAUCAUCGCAAAGGAAUGCUAUCAGGCGGACGACUGGCCGGGCGCAGAAGCGAUCAGGCGGUUAGUGCAGAGUGCAAGCGGUCUGUUCAUCUGGGCUGCUACUGCCUGUCGCUUCAUCCAAGAGGGCGGACAGUUCGUAGCUGACCGCCUGCGCGCUAUUCUAAAGGACAAGCACUCGGCAGAUGACUCAACAAUCGACAGCUCGUCUAGCGACGAUUCUUGCAUAGGCCGUCACUUCGAGGUUCCACCUGAAAAGCGGUUAGAUAGCAUAUACCUUACAGUACUCAAGAGCCCUGCUCGCAGAUACAGAAAGCACGAAAGGAAAAUAUGGUACAAGCUGAUAAAAGAGGCACUAGGUGCGAUCGUGCUCCUGCAAUCGCCGCUUGCUGCGUCUUCCUUAGCCCGGCUACUCCGCGCACCUGAGGAGGAUGUUCAUCGAACACUGUAUGAACUGCACUCUAUCCUAGACGUCCCACACGAUCCGACCCGGGUAGUGCGUCUGCACCACCCUUCGUUCCGCGACUUCCUGCUCGACAGAAACAGAUGCGGCGACGACAACUUCUGGGUGGAUGAGAGCAGCACACACGAGAAGCUAGCGUCCUGCUGUCUUCAGCUCAUGUCUGCGCCCAACAGCCUUCGGCAGGACAUGUGCAGUCUUUUGAGCCCUGGAACACUAAGAAGAAAGAUAGAAGAGGAGACAGUGGCUACCAGCCUGCCGCCGGAGCUGCAGUAUGCGUGCCGCUACUGGGUCGAGCAUCUCGAGCGCAGCCAGCACAGCAUUACAGACGGAGAUGCAGUGCACGUCUUCCUCCAGACGCAUCUUCUGCACUGGCUCGAAGCGAUGAGUCUGAUAGGAGAGACAGAUCAGUGCGCGCGCUUGCUGGUGAGACUGCAGGUGCUGGCAACGUCACCUACAAGCGCGUGUGCAGACUUCCUCCGCGAUGCGAAUCGAUUUGUGCUGCGAUUCUGUUCGAUACUUGCAGAGGCGCCCUUGCAGGUGUACUCGUCAGCGCUUGUCUUCGCACCGGAGGCAAGCAUUGUCCGGAAGACGUUCUUUGGUCAGGUUCCACAGGAAGUGGAGAUGCUGUCAGAUAGAGAUGCAGACUGGGACGCGUGUCGCAGUGUGCUGGAGGGCCACUUAGGCGAUGUGACAGUGGUAGUGUUUUCGCCAGACGGACAGCUGGUCGCCUCAGCAUCCCGCGACGAGACAGUGCGAGUGUGGGAGACGACGACGGGCACAUGUCGCAGCGUGCUGGAGGGCCACUCAGACGAGGUCACGGCAGUGGCGUUCUCGCCAGACGGACAGCUAGUCGCCUCAGCAUCUGACGACCAGACAGUGCGAGUGUGGGAGACGGCGACAGGCACGUGUCGGUACGAGCUGGAGGGCCACACAGGCAGUGUCAGGGCGGUUGUGUUCUCGCCAGAUGGACAGCUAGUCGCCUCAGCAUCCUGGGACGAGACAGUGCGAGUGUGGGAGACGGCGACGGGCACGUGUCGGUACGAGCUGGAGGGCCAUACAGGCUGGGUCAGGGCGGUUGCGUUCUCGCCAGACGGACAGCUAGUCGCCUCAGCAUCUGAUGACAUGACAGUGCAAGUGUGGGGGACGGCGACGGGCACGUGUCGCAGCGUGCUGGAGGGCCACUCAGACGCUGUCACGGUAGUAGUGUUCUCGCCAGACGGACAGUUUCUCGCCUCAGCAUCCCGCGACGAGACAGUGCGAGUGUGGGAGACGGCGACGGGCACGUGUCGGUACGAGCUGGAGGGUCAUAUAGGCAGUGUCAGGGCGGUUGUGUUCUCGCCAGACGGACAGCUAGUCGCCUCAGCAUCUGACGACGAGACAGUGCGAGUGUGGGAGGCAGCGACAGGCACCUGUCGCAGCGAGCUGACGGGCCACUCAGGCGGUGUUAAUGCGGUGGUGUUCUCGCCAGACGGACGGCUGGUCGCCUCAGCAUCUGACGACGAGACAGUGGGAGUGUGGGAGGCAGCUACAGGCACGUGUCACAGCGUGCUGGAGGGCCAUACACGCUGGGUCAGGGCGGUUGUGUUCUCGCCAGACGGGCAGCUGGUCGCCUCAGCAUCUCGCGACAGGACAGUGCGAGUGUGGGAGACGGCGUUGGGCAAGUGUCGUAGCGAGCUGGAGAACCACUCAGACGCUGUCACGGCAGUGGUGUUCUCGCCAGACGGACAGCUGGUUGCCUUAGCAUCUGAUGACAGGACAGUGCGAGUGUCGGACACUGCGACGGGCAGGAGUCGCAGCAAGCUGACGGGCCACUUAGGUGGUGUUAAUGCGGUGGUGUUCUCGCCAGACGGACAGCUAGUCGUCUCAGCAUCUGACGACAUGACAGUGCGAGUGUGGGAGACGGCGACGGGCACGUGUCGGUACGAGCUGGAGGGCCAUACAGGCAGUGUCAGGGCGGUUGCGUUCUCGCCAGACGGACGGCUGGUCGGCUCAGCAUCUGACGACAUGACAGUGCGAGUGUGGGAGGCAGCGACAGGCACGUGUCGCAGCGUGCUGAAGGGCCAUUCAGGCUAUGUCAAUGCGGUGGUGUUCUCGCCAGACGGGCAGCUGGUCGCCUCAGCAUCCGACGACAUGACAGUGCGAGUGUGGGAGACGGCGACGGGCACGUGUCGGUACGAGCUGAAAGGCCAUUCAGGCUAUGUCAAUGCGGUGGUGUUCUCGCCAGACGGACAGCUGGUCGCCUCAGCAUCUGACGACAUGACAGUGCGAGUGUGGGAGGCAGCGACAGGUACGUGUCGCAGCGUGCUGGAGGGCCAUUCAGCCGACGUCAGUGCGGUGGUGUUCUCGCCAGACGGACAGCUAGUCGCCUCAGCAUCCUGGGACGAGACAGUGCGAGUGUGGGAGGCAGCGACAGGCACCUGUCGCAGCGAGCUGACGGGCCACUCAGGCGGUGUUAAUGCGGUGGUGUUCUCGCCAGACGGACAGCUGGUCGCCUCAGCAUCUGACGACAUGACAGUGCGAGUGUGGGAGACGGCGACGGGCAGCAGUCGGUACGAUCUCGAGGGCCAUACAGAGAGUGUCAGGGCGGUGGUGUUCUCGCCAGACGGACAGCUGGUUGCCUCAGCAUCUGACGACGAGACAGUGGGAAGGUGGGAGACGGCGACGGGCACGUGUCGCAGCGUGCUGGAGGGCCACUCAGACGAGGUCACGGCAGUGGCGUUCUCGCCAGACGGACAGCUGGUCGCCUCAGCAUCCCGCGACGAGACAGUGGGAGUGUGGGAAACGGCGACAGGCACGUGUCGCAGCGUGCUGGAGGGCCACUCAGACGAGGUCACGGCAGUGGCGUUUUCGCCAGACGGGCAGCUGGUCGCCUCAGCAUCCCGCGACGAGACAGUGCGAGUGUGGGAGGCAGCGACAGGCACGUGUCGCAACGUGCUGAAGGGCCAUACAGAGAGUGUCAAUGCGGUGGUGUUCUCGCCAGACGGACAGCUAGUCGCCUCAGCAUCUGACGAUGAGACAGUGCGAGUGUGGCAGACGGCGACGGGCACGUGUCGCAGCGUGCUUGGGGGCCACGGUGACUGGGUCAAAGUGGUAGUGUUUUCGCCAGAUGGACGGCUUCUCGCCUCAGCAUCCGACGAAGGGACAGUGCGAGUGUGGGAGACGGCGACAGGGACGUGUUGCAGUGAGCUGGAAGGUCCGUCUCCGUACGUUGACCAACUCGCUUUCUCGUUGGAUGGUCAGGUUCUACACACCAACGAAGGAGACAUACCGCUGCCUCCAGAACUCAACCCGACGUCGCCUCCUGAGCAGGAAGAGCAUCAUUCGCAGCUCUUAGUAGAGGACCAGUGGGUGUUGCGCAACACGAAACGCUUGUUGUGGCUGCCGUUCGAGUAUCGAUCAGAUAGCACGGCAACGUACGAAGACAAAGUCUGUGUUGGGUGUCCAUCAGGACGCGUGGCGCUGCUAAGGCUGCGACAGACGUGUGCGCAGGAGCAUCGUAAUUAG
Macroventuria anomochaeta is the source of this 4788-nucleotide messenger RNA. RefSeq names its product WD40 repeat-like protein. The coding region runs from base 1 to 4788 and encodes 1595 amino acids. Gene Ontology annotation, cellular component: kinetochore; nuclear envelope; cytoplasmic microtubule. NCBI's taxonomy places the organism in Eukaryota, Fungi, Ascomycota, Dothideomycetes, Pleosporales, Didymellaceae. Gene Ontology annotation, molecular function: dynein complex binding; microtubule plus-end binding. The transcript has 3 exons. Gene Ontology annotation, biological process: microtubule organizing center organization; establishment of mitotic spindle orientation; vesicle transport along microtubule. The record is from RefSeq and is a predicted model, not a curated record.